AUGGCAAAGGGGGCAAACCAGGCCCAAGCUGGCCCGACCGGGCCCAAACAGGCCCAUAAAGCCCCACUGCCAAGCUGCAGCAGGCCGGCCGAAGCGCCGCCGCCACUCAUCCACCGCCGCCGCACCAUCUCCGCCGCCAGGGAGCUCCGCCGGCGCGCCGAAACGCAGGAAACCCGCCCAGCCGAUCUAGGCCCCCGAGCCGGGCCGGAUCCGGGCCGAGCAGUCCCGUCCGCGCCGCCCGGCCGUCGUCUGCUCGCCUCCAGCCGGCUGCGCCGCCGUUCCUCCUCCCACCCGGCGCGCGGGUCUCACGCCGCCGCGCCGGACCGCCGGUUAGCCGAGGUGCACCGCGCCGCCAAGGGGCCCCCGCUCCCUCGCCGCACCGCGGGAAGAUCGACCACGCCCAGGUUCCUCCAUCGCGCCGCCGCGAACGGCCGGGCCAGUUCACCAUCUUCGUCAACCCCCAGCAGGCCACGCCAUGGUGCUGUUGAGGGAUGCCAGACGUGGAUCCUACUAACACGGCAGCGAACUACACCUAGCUGUUGGGCGAUCUUUCUACGGCAGAGAAACAGGUUGAGAUCAAACCCAGAUUAG
Messenger RNA from Lolium perenne, 591 nucleotides. NCBI's taxonomy places the organism in Eukaryota, Viridiplantae, Streptophyta, Magnoliopsida, Poales, Poaceae. The record is from RefSeq and is a predicted model, not a curated record.